AUGGUUGUUUCUUUAAUAAUACUGACAGUCAAAGGAAUUUACUCAAGAGUUGGGAAAACCAAGAAAAUAUCUGGAAGUAUUUCAGAAUACUGGCAAUUCGACUAUAGCACAGUUAGUGUUGCCACAAAUAACUUUUUCCAGGCAAAAGAAAUUGGACAGGGCAGUUGUGGCGUUGUUUACCAGGGUCGCCUGUCCAAUGGAAAAGACAUAGCUGUGAAAAGGCUUUUAAUAGAUUCUGAACUAGACAAUUCAGAAUUUAAAAUUUUGAUCUUAACAGUGACCAAGCUUUACCAUCGGAAUUUGAUUGGUCUCCUAGGUUUCUGCUGGGAAGGAAGUGAAAUGAUUCUUGUCUAUGAAUCCAGUCAAUCAUCUAAAUUCGGAUUGGGAUAUGCGCUACAAUAUUAUAGUAGGCAUUGCAAGAGGGCUCUUAUACCUCAUGAAGAUUCUCCCCAUCCGAUUGUUCACGGGGAUCUCAAGGCCAGUAACAUUCUGAUAGAUGCAGAAAUGAAUCCCAAAAUUUCAGACGUUGGCAUGUCAAAGUUGCAUGGGAUUCAUAAAAAACAAGGCGGUACCGAAAGAUUUCAAGCAUUGCAGCACGACUAUCUCGCAAUAAAUUGCGAAGAGGAUGGAGAGUUUUCUGUAAAGUCGGAUAUCUACAGUUUCGGAGUGUUGGUUUUGGAGAUAAUGAUUGGACAAGAAAGUACUUAUUUCAAUCAUGGAGGGGACGGAGAUGAUCUUCUGAGCUAUGCUUGGCAACUCUGGACAGAAGGGAGAGCUUUACAUCUAAUAGAUGACAGUAUCGAGACUGAUUCAAGAACCGAGUUAAUAACGAGAUGCAUCCACAUAGGGUUAUUAUGUGUGCAAGAAAAUAUAGCUGAUAGGCCAACCAUGGGUUCAGUUAUUCUCAUGCUUAACAUGAGUUACCAAUUUACUCUCCCACCGCCCACGCCUCCAGCAACUUUGCGACGUGAUAACACCAAAGAAUUGAUUGACAGUACGUCAAGGAUUAGGCUAAGUAAUAAGCGAAAGCCCUACUGGACGAGGCUUGUCCGGAUAUGUAUGAAACCGUUUCAGUGGGAUUCCAGGCGAUCACUUAUCUUCAGCGAAGUAGACGCUGAAAGAGUAAGUGGGGAUGAUCAAACUACCUAA
This is a messenger RNA of Malus domestica (apple), 1149 nucleotides long. Lineage: Eukaryota; Viridiplantae; Streptophyta; Magnoliopsida; Rosales; Rosaceae. The record is from RefSeq and is a predicted model, not a curated record.